Molecule: messenger RNA, 759 nt
Organism: Cucurbita pepo subsp. pepo (vegetable marrow)
Lineage: Eukaryota; Viridiplantae; Streptophyta; Magnoliopsida; Cucurbitales; Cucurbitaceae
Product: RNA-binding protein involved in heterochromatin assembly dri1
Cellular component (GO): cytoplasm
Molecular function (GO): mRNA binding
Source: RefSeq, a predicted model, not a curated record
UUCACCGGUAUAAAACCCACCACCACCGGCUGUUUCGCCAGAGAAACGUGACCAGGCCAUUAAAACCGAACCGCCGCCGCAUCAACUUCACGCAAAAGAAGCAGGAUGAGCAGACCGGGGGAUUGGAAUUGUAGGUCUUGCCACCAUCUCAACUUCCAACGACGGGAGUCCUGUCAGCGUUGUGGCGAGCCUAGGGCUGACUUCAGCGGCGGAAGAGUUGGUUCCUCGUCCUUUGGUUUCACUACUGGCCCCGACGUCCGUCCUGGGGAUUGGUACUGCGCCGUCGCCAACUGCGGCGCUCAUAACUUCGCUAGCCGCUCUAUCUGCUUCAAGUGCGGCGCCUCUAAAGAUGACGCUUCCCCUGCCGCCGCUUACGACGGCGAUUUUACUAGAAUGAGAGGCUUUAACUUCGGCGCUGCCUCCAACCGCCCUGGAUGGAAAUCUGGUGAUUGGAUCUGUUCCAGAUCAAAUUGCAACGAGCAUAACUUUGCCAACAGAAGAGAAUGCUUCAGAUGUAAUGCACCAAGAGAUUCAAACAACACGUCUCCAUACUCGUACUCGUAGAGGUGGUGGCAAUGGAAGGAUCAAAUUCUAGCUAGAAAGAAGAGAGUUUCCAAUCAGAACGUCGUCGUUUUCUUUUCUUUAUUUUCCAGUUUCAAAAGUGAUUUAAGGAUGGAUUUAUGCAUGCAUGCAGGAAAAUACUUCGUAUCCAAUUUUCUAAUUUAUAUUAUAUUAAUCCGUAACUUUCACUUUAUGUUA